AUGAUGAGCGGGAGGAAGAACGCCGGCAAGGCCUCUUCUUUCUUGCUCGUCCUGAUCUCGGUCGGAUGCUUCUUCGCGACCUACAACUUCUUGACAAUGGUGGGCCACGGCCGGGGCCGGGACGGGCCACGCAAGAUGCUCGAUCACGACGGCGCUCUGUCCUUCGCCUCUGGCUCCGACCCGUCCAAGAGGUUCCACGUCGCCCUCACGGCCACGGACGCGCUCUACAGCCAGUGGCAGUCGCGGAUCAUGCACUACUGGUACAAGGAGAUGCGAGGCCGGCCUGGCUCAGACAUGGGCGGCUUCACGCGGAUCCUCCACUCCGGGAAGCCGGACGGGUUGAUGGACGAGAUACCCACCUUGGUGGUUGACCCCCUCCCUGAAGGUGCGGAUAAGGGCUACAUCGUCCUCAACAGGCCUUGGGCGUUCGUCCAGUGGUUGCAAAAGGCGGACAUCGAGGAGGACUAUAUACUUAUGGCUGAGCCAGACCACAUCUUUGUCAAGCCAUUGCCGAACUUAGCUCGUGGUGACCAACCUGCCGCAUUUCCCUUCUUUUACAUAAAACCUACUGACAAUGAGAAGGUACUAAGGAAGUUCUUUCCGAAAGAAAAAGGCCCUGUCUCAAAUAUUGAUCCCAUUGGUAACUCGCCAGUGAUUAUCCAGAAGGCCCAGCUUGAGAAAAUUGCUCCAACCUGGAUGAAUGUUUCGUUAAAAAUGAAAGAGGAUGUGGAGACAGACAAAGCUUUUGGAUGGGUCUUGGAAAUGUAUGCAUAUGCUGUCGCAAGUGCAUUGCAUGGUGUGCGCCACAACCUCCGUAAAGAUUUUAUGAUUCAGCCUCCCUGGGAUGCGAAAACUGAUAACACUUUCAUCAUCCAUUAUACCUACGGAUGUGAUUACUCAUUAAAGGGUGAGCUGACUUAUGGAAAAAUUGGUGAAUGGCGGUUUGACAAAAGAUCGUAUCUUCGUUCACCGCCACCAAGAAAUCUCUCAUUACCCCCUCCAGGAGUUCCUGAAAGUGUGGUCACCCUUGUAAAGAUGGUGAAUGAGGCUACUACAGGUAUUAUAGGGUGGGAUGAAGAAAGAUGAUUGCUGAUUUUUGCUGGAGAUGAGCUUAGUUCAGCUGAUCCUGGAGUAGAAUCAGAGAAUCUGAGUAGUCAAUAAUACGGUAGUAUUCAAUUGAUGUUCUCUCGAGCGGAGGAUGGAUGGUGGCUAAUUUCUACAGAUUGACAUAGAUUUAGUGGUUGGCAGGAGAGAGGAUAAGUACUCGUUUCAUCAAACAGAGUUGUCAACAUUUUUCCAUUGUAAAGCAGAAACAUAAGUUCUCUUUCUCACACUUGCAUUCUCCUGGUUCAUUCAGUUGUAAAGCCGAAAUGAAGGGUCUUGAAUGUAUGCUUCUAUACUUAUCAUGAGUAGUAUGAUCACAGCUUGGAAUAAAUUCUGGUCGUUGCCCA
Molecule: messenger RNA, 1451 nt
Organism: Lolium rigidum
Lineage: Eukaryota; Viridiplantae; Streptophyta; Magnoliopsida; Poales; Poaceae
Product: hydroxyproline O-arabinosyltransferase NOD3-like
Exons: 8
Coding region: 1-1086 (361 amino acids)
Molecular function (GO): glycosyltransferase activity
Source: RefSeq, a predicted model, not a curated record